Morchella sextelata is the source of this 1116-nucleotide messenger RNA. RefSeq lists its product as uncharacterized. The transcript has a single exon. The coding region runs from base 1 to 1116 and encodes 371 amino acids. The record is from RefSeq and is a predicted model, not a curated record. NCBI's taxonomy places the organism in Eukaryota, Fungi, Ascomycota, Pezizomycetes, Pezizales, Morchellaceae.
AUGGGAGGCUGUAUCUCAAUACGUCGGCGGCAGAGGUUUGAGGAUGUCUUUCCGGUGCUCCUCGACGUGCUCGAGUUCCCAGCGGGGCAGCCUGGCGGGGGCCCAGCGGGACAGCCUAGCGGGCACCUAGCAGCCGCCGAGAGCCCAGCAGCCCCCGAAAGCCCGGCAGCCCCCGGGAGCCCAGUAGAAAACGUCGGCCCGAGCCCACCGGAGCUUUCUGGUGAGAACCCGUGGGAUAACGGUAAUCCUACUGAUGGAACACCAGGGUAUUAUCGUGGAAAGGAUAUUAGAGCUAGGGCUCGUAGAAAAAAGCAUUACAGGCAGCAGAGGGGAGGUCUGGAUGGAGAAGAUGGGGAAGGAUCUGGCGGACCGGCCGCGGUGGAAGAUUACAGGGCAGCAAAGGUUCCUCACAUCGAGCAAGGCGAGGCAUCUGGGGCGACAGAAGGGAGCGGGGAGACCCAGGCCGGCAUCACCAGGCAUGAGAAUGAUGUGGCGAACCCUCCCGAAGAGCAUACAUUACCAGCAACGACCCCAGAGUCAAGUAAUGAAGGUACGCUUUCUACGGGGAGCUGGGUGAAUUCGGAUAGAACACGCCCUUCGCCCUAUUUUGACGAAGCUCAGGCUGAGUUGGCUAGGGCCCUGAUAUCCGGAACUGGGCGAGCGAGUAUCACACGCGACCCGACUGUUGGACCUGAUAGCAAGACCAGGCACGCGUACGUCGAAGAGGAUGGAGAGACCGAUGGGGAGGCCUCCGCAGAAGAUGGGCCGGCCGGGGUCUUAGAACACGAUCGGUCCCAUUCUGGUGAUCAUGUCCUUACAAAACAGACCUUCUCUAUGGGCUCAGGCAGAGCUCUAGACAGAGGAGAUGGCCCGACCUUUACAGGUCAGUCAACGACUGCAAGGCCGGGGGAGGCAGCCGGGGACGCCACUACCGGAGGGGAUCAGCUAUCCUCGGGGAACUCUGAGAUCAAUACUGCGGAACCGGCUGAUGCUUUAGGGGAGGGAGGCUUGGAUGUAACUACGCAAAGCCCGGGUGGCGGCCGAAGCCCAGAUGUAUCUCGUGACGGGGGACGUGUGCCGGAGGCUGAAGUACCAACUGCCCCGGAAAGCGCUUGA